Racocetra persica is the source of this 187-nucleotide messenger RNA. The record is from the annotation of a GenBank genome assembly. NCBI's taxonomy places the organism in Eukaryota, Fungi, Glomeromycota, Glomeromycetes, Diversisporales, Gigasporaceae.
GAUGCAUUUAGAAGUGUUAAUCGUAUGCAAGGUGAUGCAAGGUGAUGCAUCUUCUGUUUGUAAAGAUGGGCAAAAUGCGCAUUUUGCCGAUCGCCAUGCAGUCACCGUGCAAAUUGCAGUGUGCAUAGUCGUUUGCAUGAUGCUGCAUAGUAAUCAGCAAAUGGUUGUCAUUUUUUGUGUAAUGUGA